Messenger RNA from Heterotrigona itama, 2930 nucleotides. The record is from the annotation of a GenBank genome assembly. Lineage: Eukaryota; Metazoa; Arthropoda; Insecta; Hymenoptera; Apidae.
AAAAUACUGACGUGUCCUUAAAAGCAUUAAAAAAGGUAUUGAUGCCUUUGGAAGGUGUCUCUGGAUAGAGAACGCUUUUGAUACUCUACAAACAAUUACUUCGUGAUUUGAAAACUCUUUUGAAGAGUGUUUAAAUUUGAUGAUUUUACGAUCGUUGGUCUUGCAGUCAUUUCGCGCCAACUUUGUUACAAUUUUUCAUAAAAUAACAAUUCAAUAUACGAUACGUGCAAAAACAUUCGUGUAUUUUUUUUCAAUUUAAUUAUAAAAUAUGGCCUCGUUUUAUGUACUGACCAUGAAUGUUAAUUUGAAAAAAAUAGGAGACUGAUGUUACAUAUUGAAUGUAUUACAAAUAAGGUUUACGAAAGAUAAUUGAACAUCAAACUAUCAUUGAAUGAGAUAAAACGUUGUUAUUAAUUUCUGUAAUGGUUUUCACCAAGUUCACUCUUGUCUACAAUUUCUAAAAAACAUAUAUUUACUUAAAUAUUUUCAAAUUUUAUUAUAUCUUAAUAUGUAAAGAAUUUCAUUGGCAACAUUGUGAUCACAGGUAAUAUAUAAAUAAAUAUUUUAUAUAUUUAUAAAUAUCAUAUUAUAUGAUUUUAUAAAUCAUUUAAUAAAUAUUCGUUUUUCUACAAAAUUCACAAAAUUGAUUAAUUCAAUUAAAUUGCACUAUUUCAAUAUAUCUUUUAUAAACCAUUUCAAAGUUAUAUUUCUAAAGUAUAUUGUAAUUUGUAUAAAGGACUUACUUUUUAUAUUUGUAUAAAGGACUUACUUUUUAUAUUUAUUUUAGGAAUAAGAAUAAAGGAGUUAGAUUUAACAUAAGCAACAAAAUGGCAACUCGUGCAUCUAUGCCAAAUGUAUUGAUAGAUCCUGGAAUUGUAAAUUCCUCCCCAGUGUCUUCAUCUCCAUUGCGACGAAAAUCUGUGAUUCUACAAAAGUCAAACAAUUUUAGCCUGUUAGAAAAUGACGAUGAGGCGGAACGUUUGGCUCGUCGUCGUAAAAUUUCUGACACGUCUUCAACUUUUAAAAGUUCAAAUGAUAAAAGACGUUCCUUGGGUUUGCUGGUGCAUAUGCCAGCCUCCCAAAUGACAGAACAUAUAUCACAGUGUAUAAAACUUGGUACGGAGAAUAAAAUUAACACCAAAAAUGCAUUUAGUUUAGAAAUGAUUGAUUUUAUGACAUAUAUGAUUAAAAAGAAGGAUGCCAACAUGUCUAAUUUACAAGUAGCUAGUACAUCUUUAGAUGUAAGCACAAAGAUUUAUGGAUUUCGCGUUGACGGUGUACAUACAGAUAUACUUAAAAUGAUUAGUGGAAUGGAAAAGCAAUGCAAAGACAAUGAAAACCAAAAUAAUUUAGAAGAAAUGGAUUGUCAGAAAGCGGCGGAAAAUAAGCAAGAUAGAAAAAAAAUGAUACAGAAAAAGAAGAAAAAAAAUAAGCAAAAAAUAUUUGCCACUCUAGAAGCUCUAAAAAUUAAUGUCGAUACUGAAAAACCUUCUUUAAUAACUAUGGAAGCAGAUUUACAAACUACAGAUAUGCUAUAUCAGGCUAUGUUGCCAAACCAUGCGAAUUCAAAGUUUUAUCCGCAUCGUUAUAAUGACAUUUUGGUAGAUACAGUAAAGAAUAUAAUCGAGCAAAAUGAAGAUACAGUAUUUAAGAUUCCAGAGGUAACAAAUUUUUCCAACAUGGAGAUUUGUCCUCCUUUAUUUUAUUUUGAUUUUCACAGUUGGACCAUAAAUGAAUCAAAUAAUGAAAGUCCUAAACAAAAUAAUGAGAGCAGAUUUCAAUUUGAUCUUGAUGCAAGUUUGCCACAUGAAAAUGAACAUGUAUCUACUGGCAUGAAUUAUUUUGACAUUGAGAUGACGGAAGAAGAAAAUGUAGAUAGAUGCGCUAUGGUACCUAAUCAGGUAGAAAAUAUUGUAGAUUUUUGUAAAGUUCUAACCAACACGGUAUCAACAAAGGUUUCAGAAUAUUCUUUUAUUCAAAAAAUGAAUAUACACUGGGCUGGUCCAUCUCAUUGGAAAGCAACUAAUUUAAAAAAUAGUUUAUACAAUAAUAAAUUAAAAAGUCAAUUGUGUCGUCAAUCAGAAGAAAAAAAGAGAGACAAACUACAGCUACGUUAUGAUGAUGAAACGAUUAAAAAUGUGAAUGCUAAAUUUUUACCCAGUCAAUCGAUUAAAUUGCAUAUUAGGACUGCAAAAAUGGAAUGGAAUGAAGAAAUAUUAACGUUACCUCCAGAUGUGCAUUAUGAUAUCAUACAAGCUUACAAGUUAUAUCUUCAUACGAUAAAACUUAAUUCAACGAAUUUAACAAAUACGAAUGUUACUUCUUCGUGUGACGAUGCCAAAAAUUGUAAUUAUACAAAUGAAAAUGAUAUAUCAAGCGAUUCUCUUAAUGAUCAUAACACAUGCCAACAAAGUGAAGGAAACGAUGCAAAUGAUAAUAAUACGCAAUAUGAAGAUCAGAGUAACUUACAAAUACCUUUCACUGGGGGAAACGAUGCAAAUGACAAUAAUACGCAAUAUGAAGAUCAGAGUAACUUACAAAUACCUUUCACUGGGGAAAAUUUAGUUGCUGUACCAAAACUUACAAAUAAACUAUCUAUUGCAUAUUGUGUACGUCCCAAAAAAAUUGACAUGAAGCAGUUGAAAUAUUCCAUUUGGAAAUGUUUAAAAUGUACAAUGCUGGAGGAUGUGCAAGAAGAUGCAAAAAGGAGAAAGAACAUGGAGGAAAACGCACAACGAGAUAAAGAUAAAAUGGAUAAUAAGAAAUAUUUCAGUCACGUUUAUAAAGCAUUGCCAAAUCUGUUAACUAAAACAAACAUCGAAGCUUUAAGCUUCCCAAUUUCUUUUGUAUCUUUGUUGCAUUUAGCAAAUGAAAAAGCAUUAAAAAUAAAUUCUUCUGUCGACGUAGCAGACAUUAUCGUAGAACAAGAC